UUGGGUUUAAUAGCUAUUACAUGCAUUGUUUAUCCAAACAAAUUAAACAAGAGCCAUGAGAUCUUUAACUUUUGAUAGAGUAUGCCCUUUAAUUUACUGUCUUCUCUUGCACGUUCACCUACUUUCAUCACAAAAUUACUUUCCACAUUUUGCUUCUGCUAGUUCAACUACUGAAGCGGAGGCUCUUCUCAAAUGGAAAGCCAGCUUUCUAAAUCAAACAUCUCAUAAUAACCAGCUCGAGGAUUGGAUUUACCUUCCCAAGAGUUCUGAUACCAAUGCCACCAAUUCUUCCAGCACCCCCAAAGCAAACGGAAGCCCAUGCAUUUGGACUGGUAUUUCAUGCAAUGCUGCUGGAAGAGUCACCAACAUAACCAUUGCCAGUUCCGGAAUACAAGGUAUGCUACAUGAAUUUUCAUUCUCAUCCUUCCCCUAUCUUGAAUAUCUUGAUCUCAGCUUCAAUAAACUCUUUGAUGUUAUCCCACCUCACAUCAGUUUCCUCUCCAAACUCUUUCAUCUUGACCUCUCCAAUAACCAGUUAUCCGGGAGAAUUCCACCAAAAAUUGGUCUUCUCAGAAAUCUUACCUCUCUCCAUCUCCACAAAAAUAAUCUUUCUGGUGUUAUUCCUCCUUCAUUAGGGAAUCUGAAAUCGCUUGUGAAUCUAUCAGUGAGCUAUAAUCUACUCAAUGGUUCAAUUCCAGCAUCACUUGGUGAUCUCAUAAACAUUACCAUACUCUACCUCGGUAAAAAUAAUCUCUCUGGCACCGUUCCAAAAGAGUUAGGGAACCUAAAAUCUUUGGUGGACCUAGAGUUGAGCACCAAUCAACUCAGUGGUUCAAUUCCGAAAACGUUGGGUGAUCUGACCAAACUUACCACUCUUUAUCUCCAUACAAAUAACCUCUCUGGCCAUAUUCCAAAAGAGUUAGGGAACCUGAAAUCUUUGGUGGAUCUACAGUUGAACACUAAUCAACUUAGUGGUUCAAUUCCAAAAACAUUGGGUGAUCUGACCAACCUUACCACUCUUUAUCUUUAUUCAAAUAAUCUCUCUGGGACCAUUCCAAAAGAGUUAGGGAACCUCAAAUCUUUGGUGGAUCUACAGUUGAACACUAAUCAAUUCAGUGGUUCAAUUCCGAAAGUAUUGGGUGAUCUGACAAACCUUACCACUCUUUAUCUCUACAGUAAUAAUCUUUCUGGUGUUAUUCCUCCUUCAUUAGGGAAUAUGAAAUUGCUUGUGAAUCUAUCAGUGAGUUAUAAUCUACUCAAUGGUUCAAUUCCAGCAUCACUUGGUGAUCUCAUAAACAUUACCAUACUCUACCUCGGUAAAAAUAACCUCUCUGGCCAUAUUCCAAAAGAGUUAGGGAACCUGAAAUCUUUGGUGGAUCUACAGUUGAACACUAAUCAACUUAGUGGUUCAAUUCCAAAAACAUUGGGUGAUCUGACCAACCUUACCACUCUUUAUCUUUAUUCAAAUAAUCUCUCUGGGACCAUUCCAAAAGAGUUAGGGAACCUCAAAUCUUUGGUGCAUCUACAGUUGAGCAUCAAUCAACUCAGUGGUUCAAUUCCAAAAACAUUGGGUGAUUUGACCAACCUUACCACUCUUUAUCUCCAUACAAAUAACCUCUCUGGCACCAUUCCAAAAGAGUUAGGGAACCUCAAAUCUUUGGUGGAUCUACAGUUGAACACUAAUCAACUUAGUGGUUCAAUUCCAAAAACAUUGGGUGAUCUGACCAACCUUACCACUCUUUAUCUUUAUUCAAAUAAUCUCUCUGGGACCAUUCCAAAAGAGUUAGGGAACCUCAAAUCUUUGGUGAAUCUACAGUUGAACACUAAUCAAUUCAGUGGUUCAAUUCCAAAAGUAUUGGGUGAUCUGACCAACCUUACCACUCUCUAUCUCUACAGUAAUAAUCUUUCUGGUGUUAUUCCUCCUUCAUUAGGGAAUAUGAAAUUGCUUGUGAAUCUAUCAGUGAGCUAUAAUCUACUCAAUGGUUCAAUUCCAGCAUCACUUGGUGAUCUCAUAAACAUUAACAGGCUCUACCUAGGCCAAAAUAACCUCUCUGGCACCAUUCCAAAAGAGUUAGGGAACCUCAAAUCUUUGGUGGAUCUACAGUUGAGCAUAAAUAAACUCAGUGGUUCAAUUCCAAAAACAUUGGGUGAUCUGACCAACUUUACCACUCUCUAUCUCUACAGAAAUAAUCUUUCUGGUGUUAUUCCUCCUUCAUUAGGGAAUCUGAAAUCGCUUGUGAAUCUAUCAGUAAGCUAUAAUCUACUCAAUGGUUCAAUUCCAGCAACACUUGGUGAUCUCAUAAACAUUAACAGGCUCCACCUCGGCCAAAAUAACCUCUCUGGCACCAUUCCAAAAGAGUUAGGGAACCUCAAAUCUUUGGUGGAUCUACAGUUGAGCAUCAAUCAACUCAGUGGUUCAAUUCCAAAAACAUUGGGUGAUCUGACCAACCUUACCACUCUUUAUCUCCAUACAAAUAACCUCUCUGGCACCCUUCCAAAAGAGUUAGGGAACCUCAAAUCUUUGGUGGAUCUACAGUUGAACACUAAUCAACUUAGUGGUUCAAUUCCAAAAACAUUGGGUGAUCUGACCAACCUUACCACUCUUUAUCUUUAUUCAAAUAAUCUCUCUGGGACCAUUCCAAAAGAGUUAGGGAACCUCAAAUCUUUGGUGAAUCUACAGUUGAACACUAAUCAAUUCAGUGGUUCAAUUCCAAAAGUAUUGGGUGAUCUGACCAACCUUACCACUCUCUAUCUCUACAGUAAUAAUCUUUCUGGUGUUAUUCCUCCUUCAUUAGGGAAUAUGAAAUUGCUUGUGAAUCUAUCAGUGAGCUAUAAUCUACUCAAUGGUUCAAUUCCAGCAUCACUUGGUGAUCUCAUAAACAUUAACAGGCUCUACCUAGGCCAAAAUAACCUCUCUGGCACCAUUCCAAAAGAGUUAGGGAACCUCAAAUCUUUGGUGGAUCUACAGUUGAGUAUAAAUAAACUCAGUGGUUCAAUUCCAAAAACAUUGGGUGAUCUGACCAACCUUACCACUCUCUAUCUCUAUUCAAAUCAUCUUUCUGGAACUAUUCCUAAGGAGAUAGGGAAUUUGAAAUCAUUGGUGAAUCUUGAUUUGAGCAGCAAUAAAUUCAAUGGUUUAAUUCCCACUUCAUUCGGUGACUUGCUUUACUUGGAAAUCUUAUCUCUAGGGGACAACCAUCUUUUUGGCUCUAUCCCAGAAGAGAUCGGGAAUAUCCGGAAGUUAAAAAGUUUGCAAUUAUAUGGAAACCAAUUUUCUGGUUAUUUGCCUCAACACAUUUGCCGAGGCAGAUCACUCACAAAAUUUUCAGCAUUCUCCAAUCAUCUGAGUGGUCCAAUCCCCAAAAGCUUGAAAACCUGCACGAGCUUAAUAAGACUCCGUCUUGAAGGAAACCAAUUGACAGGCAACAUAUCAGAACACUUUGGUGUUUAUCCAAAUAUGUAUUUUAUAGAUUUGAGUCGCAAUAAAUUUUAUGGAGAAAUCUCACAAACUUGGGGAUGGUGCCGAAAUUUAGCGACCCUACAAAUUGCGGGAAACAACCUUACUGGUCCGAUACCACAUGAGAUUGCUAACGCAACCCAAAUUCAUGUGCUUGAUCUUUCUUCAAAUGGUUUAGUCGGGACAAUUCCAAAAGAGUUUGGGGGAUUAUCUUCAAUGGUCAAGCUGAAGUUAGAUGGCAAUCAACUUACAGGUCAUGUACCUUUAGAGUUCAAGUCAUUGGCUAAUCUUGAAUAUCUUGAUCUCUCAGCAAACAAAUUCAAUGAUUCAAUUCCAAGCUUUAUAUGUGACUUUCUCAAGUUAUAUUACUUGAAUUUGAGCAACAACAUGUUCAGUCAAGCAAUUCCAUUUCAACUGGGGAAGUUAGUUCAACUAACCCAACUAGAUUUGAGUUCUAAUGCACUUGAAGGUCAUAUACCAUUAGAUAUUAGCAAAAUGCAGAGUCUGGAGAUGCUUAAUAUAUCCCAUAACGAUCUUUCUGGUUUCAUUCCAACAAGUAUGGAAGACAUGCAUGGGCUAAUGUAUGUUGACAUAUCCUACAAUCACUUGGAAGGCCCACUUCCCAACAUCAAUGCAUUUCAAGCUGCUCCUCGAGAAGCAUUGCAAGGGAACAAAGGCUUGUGUGGCAACUCAACAUUUUUGCAACCCUGCAAUAAACAAAGCCCGAAAAAGGACCAUAAACUCGUACUUCUGCUAAUCUUCCUUAUGCUUGGAGCACUUGCACUUCUAGCCUUUAUAUUUGCAGUAGUAGCAAAAAGGAAAAAGAAGCAUCAGCAUGGAGAAAACGCCAACAUGAAUGAAGAAAUUUCUCUUUCAAUAUUAAAGUUUGAUGGAAAGAAGAUGUUUGAGGAAAUCGUAAGGGCAACAAAAGAUUUUGAUCCCAUGUAUUGCAUAGGGCAGGGAGAACAGGGAAGUGUCUACAAAGCAACUUUGUCAACUGCUGACACAGUAGCUGUGAAGAAACUCCAUCUGUUAUGCGAUGAUGACAAGAAUAUUCAAAAGGAAUUCUUGAAUGAAAUUAAGGCACUAACUAAGACCCGUCACCGAAAUAUUGUGAAGCUUUUUGGUUAUUGUUCACAUAGGCGAUACUCAUUUUUGGUGUAUGAGUAUCUUGAAAAAGGUAGUUUGGCCAGAGUGUUGAGCAAAGAUGAGGAAGCUAAAGAAUUGGGUUGGAGUAAAAGGUUGAAUAUCGUGAAAGGUGUAGCUCAUGCCUUGUGUUACAUGCACCACGAUUGCUUGCCAUCAAUUGUACAUCGGGACAUAUCGAGCAAGAACAUUUUGCUGGAUGCAGAGUAUGGGGCCUGUGUUUCAGACUUUGGCAUUGCUAAGUUCUUAAACCCAGACUCAGCUAAUUGGACUGCCCUUGCAGGCACCUAUGGAUAUGUUGCACCAGAGCUUGCAUAUACAAUGGAAGUAAAUGAGAAGUGUGACGUUUAUAGUUUUGGAGUGGUGACAUUGGAAAUAAUUAUGGGAAGACAUCCGGGAGACCUUCUGUCAUCUUUAUCAUCAGGAUCGUCCUCAUCAACUGCAUUACCUGCCCAUCAAAUGCCAAUUGAGGAUGUCUUGGACCAACGCAUAUCCCCUCCCACUCGAGUUCUGGUUGGAAUUCAAACUGAAGCUUCCAGAAUCGACUAUUCUCGAGCCAAUCAGUCAGGAUUUGUCCUCAACCAUCCGAAUUUCAGGGAUUCCAUCUUUCUCGAACUGGCGGCGAACCCCCCGCGCCACAGAAACCAAAGAAAGAACCCGCCGAUGAUGAAAAGAGGAGGAUGAAAAUAGUGGCCAGAAGCUUGAUGAAAGUAGUGAUCAGACCUAAUGGAGGUGAUUCAACACCUUCAGAUGGUGAUCAGGUUAGGGAAGCCAAUAUAGCACUUGAACUGUGUGUAAAAGCAAAUGGUGGAAGAUAUAUUAAUUUUGUUCGGUCAUUGCACUAUUAGAACACAUUGGAUGGAGUUAUUGUUGAAUCUUCAAGAUCAGAAUUUGGUGCCUUCUAUUAUGGCGGAGAGUGCGGUUCGUUUAGUAAUGGGGAAUAUGUAAAAGCUGGUUUGGCUGAGUUGGAGCAUUGGAGCUAUAAAGCAACAGAUGAGGUUCAGCUUAGGAUGAACUCAAGCAUUUCAGGCAAGCCAUUGGAUCCCUGAUAGAGUAAGAUCUACAUGAUUGCUGCUAAGAAGUCUUCAGCGAAAGUUGGUGACUACGAACAUAACAAAAUUCAGCGGCUUCAACGCAUUGACAAAAAGUCUUUAGCACUACAGAAUGGUUGAAAUGAAACUUCAACCUCAACAGAAGGAGGGUAUUCUGUUAUGUUGAUGAACUGAUGUAGAGCCUGAACAGGAGAAGGUGUCCGAGCUGCAUGUUCUAUGUCGAAAAGUCGGUUGACUGCUCGUACAUGAAGUGCAGUCUGCAGGUGUGGAUAUGCAUUUUGUUACAAUUGUGUAGUACAAGUUGUUACUCAUACAACUACCUGUCAAAGCUGUCAUAAGUAAUGCUAUUUGGCUUGCUUUUUGUUAAUUGCAAGAUUGCAAAUCUUUUCCGAGUAAUAAGUUCUGUGGUUGGACUGGUAUAAGAAGAUUAUAUGGUUUAAGGAUAUUUUUGACAUUGCUUCUUCAUAUAUUAAGUGAUUCCUUAGUUGUAUGUUGGAUA
Molecule: messenger RNA, 6154 nt
Organism: Rosa rugosa (rugosa rose)
Lineage: Eukaryota; Viridiplantae; Streptophyta; Magnoliopsida; Rosales; Rosaceae
Product: probable leucine-rich repeat receptor-like protein kinase At1g35710
Exons: 9
Coding region: 56-5287 (1743 amino acids)
Biological process (GO): protein phosphorylation; hormone-mediated signaling pathway
Cellular component (GO): plasma membrane
Molecular function (GO): ATP binding; protein binding; protein kinase activity
Source: RefSeq, a predicted model, not a curated record